AUGGGGGGUUUACUUGCAACGUUGAUGAACGAGCGGGACAAGAUGUCCAGAAGGCCGCACCCGUUUCUUACCGGAGACAAGGGACCGCAUAACGUGGCGGUGCCGGGAACAGAGACGGCGACAACAUCUGCCACUUACCGCCACAGUCGCACCGGCGACGCGGAGACGCACCAGCAGAUGGUGGAGGAGUACCGCACACAAAAGAAUUGUGUGCAACAACUUAAGGAGCAGUGCCAAAAACUGGACACCCGCGCCGCGGUCGCCUACCGCCCACUGGAGAAGAUUGAACAUCGCCCCACGUGUAAUGCGAAGGGUAAGGAGACCGUUCUGGAGUACUACUACUACCGUGAGCGACAGGAGGUGUCGUAUGCGAAACUGUGGCACUACAUUGUUUCCUUCGGUGCGGGGUUACGUGAGUUUGGGGUGCCGCAGCGGGGCCUUGUCACGAUCUACGAGGAAACACGAUGGGAAUGGCUCGUGUCUAUUUACGGCAUAUGGACGCAUAACAUGGUCGCUACGACGGUCUACUCUAACCUUGGCGAGGAUGCCUUGAAGUACGCUCUAUAUGAGACGAAUUCAGCUGCCAUCAUCUGCAACGCCAGGACAGUAAAGACCGUCAUUUCGCUGCUUAGGGCACAGACGCUCAACCCCCUCAUUGUGUGUCUCGACAACCUUCCCGCGGGCGUAGACACAUCCGGCUACCGUCUCGUUGCGUGGACUGACGUUGUGGAAAAGGGCGCGGCAUCCAACCGUGCCGCGGAGAUUCCCACCGACAAUGACAUUGAGGCGUUGAUUAUGUACACAAGUGGCACCUCUGGUGACCCAAAGGGCGUUUUACACACUCACGGUUCCAUAGCUGCGGGCGUUAGCGCCCUCGCGGAGCGACUGAGUGACCUUUACCCGUCGUCAACGGGAGACGAGACUUACUGCGCCUUCCUGCCGCUUGCACACAUUCUAGAGUUUGGCAUUGUAAACAUCUUCCUGCAGCGGGGUAGUUUGGUGGGGUUCAGCAAAACCCGCACCCUAACCGACGAAUUUGCCAUUCCACACGGGGACUUUAAGGAGUUUUCCCCCAAAAUUAUUAUUGGCGUGCCACGCAUCUUUGAUGCCAUCAAGAAGAAUGUGGAGAAUAAGAUUCCAUCACCGAACAGCUUCAAACGAAAGAUCUUUGAGAAGGCGUUCGCCUCACGCUUGGGUGCCCUCAAAAAGCAAUUUGACACGCCGUACUGGAACACGGCGGCAUUCAAAGAUGCAUCCACGCUUCUUGGAGGAAAAGUAUUCUCAAUGUUGUGCGGCGGUGGUCCACUUAGCUCCGAGACACAGGAGUUUCUUGAUGUCUGUCUGGGCGGUCCGGUAGUGAUUCAGGGCUGGGGCCUCACAGAGACGGUGUGCUGCGGUACGACGCAGCGCCUGGACCGUAUCGCGACGAACGAUGUUGGCCAGCUGCUUGUGACGGCGGAAUUGAAGCUGCUCGACGUGGAUGAGUACAAGCACACAGACACGCCGGAACCACGAGGGGAGCUUCUGCUGCGUGGCCCGUUUCUCUUCAAGGGGUACUACAAGCAGGAGCAGCUUACGCGGGAGGCCAUCGACGAGGAUGGGUGGUUUCACACAGGUGACGUGGGCAGCAUCACAGCGAAUGGUUCUCUCCGCAUUAUCGGCCGUGUGAAGGCGCUGGCGAAGAAUGUGCUGGGCGAGUACAUUGCGAUGGAGGCGUUGGAGUCGGUGUACACACAGAACUGUUUUUGCCUCCCUGGUGGUGUGUGCGUGCUUGUCCAUCCUGCUCGCUCGUACAUUUGUGCGUUGGUACUGACUGAUGAGGCAAAGGCAACUGCCUUUGCGAAAAAGAAUGGUUUGAAGGGCUCACUGGAAACACUGCUGAAGAACGAGAACUUCCACGCCAAGGUGGCACAGUCGCUGGCGACCACUGCGAGGGAUGCUGGGCGCAGGCCAUUCGAGAUUGUGCGGUAUGUUCGUGUUCUGGCUGACGAGUGGACGCCGGAGAACUGUCUCGCAACCCCCACAUUGAAGUUGCGCCGAAGCAACAUUGAGAGGCACUACACGGACGUCGUUGCACAACUGUUUGCGAAGGAGCGAUGA
Molecule: messenger RNA, 2100 nt
Organism: Trypanosoma rangeli
Lineage: Eukaryota; Euglenozoa; Kinetoplastea; Trypanosomatida; Trypanosomatidae
Product: putative long-chain-fatty-acid-CoA ligase
Exons: 1
Coding region: 1-2100 (699 amino acids)
Cellular component (GO): membrane; endoplasmic reticulum
Molecular function (GO): long-chain fatty acid-CoA ligase activity
Source: RefSeq, a predicted model, not a curated record